Mixia osmundae IAM 14324 is the source of this 1582-nucleotide messenger RNA. RefSeq lists its product as uncharacterized. The coding region runs from base 257 to 1582 and encodes 441 amino acids. The transcript is spliced from 3 exons. Gene Ontology annotation, molecular function: protein-arginine omega-N symmetric methyltransferase activity. Lineage: Eukaryota; Fungi; Basidiomycota; Mixiomycetes; Mixiales; Mixiaceae. Gene Ontology annotation, cellular component: mitochondrion. The record is from RefSeq and is a predicted model, not a curated record.
GAGAGCAUGUGCAAGACCGAUCGUGCGUCGUUUGACGUGCACGCGAUGUCUUGCGACUCGAGCCGGCGAUAGUCGACAAGCAGACCCGAGACAGAACCGGAGAGUCUACAAAAGUCCAGAUGGACCUCGCUACCAAUUCAAUCCCAAUCCUUUCGAUCCAGCCUCCUCAGACACCAACGAUCAGCCCUUACAGAGCCUCCCGCUUGUAUCUCUCCCCGAGCUGGCCAAAUGUCGUCAGCCACCACGGGGUGUGAGGAUGCUCGCACGUGAUUUCAUCGACGAUUCGCUGUACAAUCCGAAUUACGGCUACUUUCCAACUCAGGCAGAGAUAUUCGACCCUGACUCAUUGCAUUCGGAAGAUGUAGCAUCCGUAGAAAGUGGUCAGAGAGGCUUUGACUUUGGUAGCUUGCGCCGUGGAUCAGACUUUGCCGACGAGCUCGCGCGGCGGUAUGGCGAGAGUGAAGCUGGAGCGCGUCGUCAAGUAUGGCAUACACCCACAGAGCUCUUCAAGCCAUGGUAUGCAAGAGCCAUUGCGCGGUUCCUGAGCUCAGAGUACCGUCUAUCGCUCUAUCCUUAUGCCGAUCUGACGAUUGUCGAAAUUGGCGCCGGCAACGGCACGUUGAUGCGAGGCAUUCUCGACUAUCUCGCACAGCAAGAUCCAGAAGUCUACGAUCGCACACGGUACCGAAUCGUCGAGAUUUCACCAAGACUAGCAGCCCAGCAGAAACGGCAAAUUGGGCCGGAGCAUGCUACCAAAGUACAAAUACAUCAGAGCAGUAUAUUUGACUGGCAGGAGACAGUGACCGAGCCUUGCUUUAUCGUCGCAUUGGAAGUGCUCGACAAUCUCGCUCAUGAUGUCGUUCGAUACACUCUCGAAACACACCAGCCCUUGCAAUGUGUGGUCGCAGUAGAUCAGACUGGCGACUUUCAUGAGCUCUACGAGCCCGUCAGUGAUCCUGAUCUCAAGCGUUUCCUUGCCCUAAGGCAAGCGACGCCGACUUCCUCUCGCUCGCCUGCUCUCAAUCGAUUCUUGUCAGCAUCUCCUGCAUUGCGCAAGCUCAGAGCAAGUAUGCCCUUUGCACCCAAUCUGACCCUGCCAGAAUUUGCGCCCACUCGAGCUGUCGCUCUGCUCGACGUCUUGCGCGAGAAAUUUCCUCUGCAUCGACUGCUCAUGUCCGACUUUGACGCACUGACAGAUACCGUUCCUGGCUUCAAUGCGCCCGUCGUACAAACGCGCUACGACGGACAGUCAGUCGCAUGCUCUACCUACCUCGUCUCGCAAGGCUUCUUCGAUAUCUUCUUCCCGACGAACUUCAAGUUGCUCAAAGAACUCUACGCUCUGGUCAUGCAAGAUCACAGAACCGAUCCGACUGCGGGCGCAUCGAACGACUUUUUCUCGCCCACAAGGCGUCGAGCGCUUUCUCCCGCCGGCGGCCUGUUUUCAGGGUUUGCCUCGCAGAAGCUCAAGAUCUACGGGCAUGCCGAGUUCUUGACGCGCUACGGCGAACUGGAGAAGACUCAGCUAAAAGAUGGCAGCAACCCGAUGCUCGAGUACUAUCAGAACACCAAAUUCAUUUGCUAG